Molecule: messenger RNA, 3773 nt
Organism: Hypanus sabinus (Atlantic stingray)
Lineage: Eukaryota; Metazoa; Chordata; Chondrichthyes; Myliobatiformes; Dasyatidae
Product: contactin-5-like
Exons: 25
Biological process (GO): cell-cell adhesion
Molecular function (GO): protein binding
Source: RefSeq, a predicted model, not a curated record
UUGUGACAGACACCGAGCUGGGCGGGCAGGCUCGGUGUGAGACGUGGAGAGUCCUGGCGCUGUCUGUCUGUGCGCGGAGCCCAGUCUGUCUGAUGCCAUAACGAGAAGCCGGGUGACUCCCCCCAGCCUCUUGUCUGCCGCCGUCAGCGACUCCGAUCUCCUCGGCAGCUCGUUCGAGUGGCCAGGCCCCGCUCAGGAGGACGAGACGAGGGCGUGACGGGGAACGAUGGGACUGACAGGUUACGGUGCAGAGACGGGGGGAGCGCGGAUGGGAGAGAUGCUCUGAGAGGCGAGAGCGCAGCCCGGCAACUGGACCAUCAACACUGCCACAGCUGGUGAAAGCCCUCGGCCCUCAGCCCGAACUCCAGCAGCCAGACGGUUGAAGAGCAGAACGAGCCCGGGAAACCAGCAAGCAUGGCGACAUCAUGGAAACUCCUCCUGCUGAUGUCUGUCACUUCCAUCCUCACAGAUGACCUGGAGGAGCGCGGGCCGGAGUUUGUUCAUGAACCGCGGGAGCUGACCGUCGCGGCCAUCGAGAAUGCGAAGAGGGUGACCCUCCGCUGCGAGGCUCGAGGAAGCCCCCAGCCCCGAUACAGGUGGUUUCACAAUGGAAGUCUCCUGCAGACUGAGGGCACACCUCGCUACGGUCUGGACGGGGGUUCUCUCGUCAUCCACGCUCCCAGCAUGCUCCUGGACUCCGGAACCUUCCAGUGCCUGGCCAGUAACUCAGUGGGGAGUGUGCUGAGCCGAGAGGCGGGGCUGCACUUUGCCUAUCUCAGUAACUUCAGUGAUCACCAGCGUGGGCCGGUGUCCGUGCGUGAGGGACAGGGCGUGGUGCUUAUGUGCUCUGCGCCUUCACAUACUACAGAGGUGGUUUACUCCUGGGUGUACGGCGCCCUGCCCCGUUCGGUGGAAGAGGACAGCCGCCGGUUCGUCUCCCAGGUGACGGGGAACCUGUACAUCGCCAAAGCCACCCUGCUGGACGUGGGCCGCUACAUCUGCCAGCUGAAGGACGUGAGGAGUGGCCGCAGGGUGCUCAGUCCCCCCACCUCCCUCACCCUCCGUGAGGACGGUAAAUAAGGAGAAUACGAACCCAAGCUGGAGGUCCACUUCCCGUCAGUGGUCCAGGUCCUGCAGGAGUCGACGGCGGCUCUCGAGUGCUUCGCCCUGGGCAACCCAGUUCCCACCAUCAGCUGGCGGAGGACGAGCGGUGACCUGCCGAGCCGAGCGAGGCUGCGGAAGUCUCGGGCUGUCCUGGAGAUCCUGAGCGUCGAGGCAGGCGACGCGGGCACCUACGAAUGCAGGGCAGAGAACUCGCAGGGGGAGAGCGUCGUCCGGGGGGUCCUGCUGGUCCACAGCCGGCCCCAGUGGACUCGCCCGCUCAACGACACCACGCUGGACAGCGGGCAGGACCUGCGCUGGGAGUGUCGAGCCAGCGGGAGACCGCGGCCCAGCUACCGAUGGCUGAAGAAUGGAGAGAGCCUCCUCUCACAGAACAGAGCGGUGGUGCGGAACGGCCAGCUGUCCAUCGCCCGCGUCAACAGGUCGGACGCGGGCAUGUACCAGUGCGUGGCGGAGAACAGACACGGGAAGUUGUACUCCAACGCUGAACUCCGCAUCCUGGCCUCUGCUCCAAGCUUUGAGUUGCAUCCGUUGCCGAGAGAAAUCGUUGUCUGCGUCGGACAGGAGCUGGUCAUUGAGUGCAAACCGCAGUCCUCUCCCAAGGCGGCUCUCAGCUGGAGGAAGGGUACGAGGCCCCUGGCCAAUGCAAGGGUGAAGAUCUCAGCGGGGGGCACCCUGAGGAUUAGAGCUGUCACGCACGCAGAUUCCGGGAUGUACACCUGCAGGGCAGAGAAUGUAUUUGGAUCAUCAUCAAGCACAGCCACCGUCCACGUGAAAGAGGCGACGGAGGUGGAACUGAUCCCAAGAAGGAUUGAAGUGACUGUGGCAGAAAGUGUCGUUCUGACCUGCCGUGUUUCCCAUGAUCCCUCACUGCAGCCCCAGGUUCACUGGGCCCUGGAUGGGCAACCCAUCGAGUUCCUCACUGAGGGCAGCCACUUCGAGAGCAUCCAGGCCCAGCCCCCCUCCGCUGACCUGAUGAUCCGCGACGUUCAGCUCCGACAUGCCGGAAGGUACAGCUGCCGAGCCGAGACCCCGGCCGAUUCCGCCUCGGACGCCAGCCAGCUCCUGGUGCGGGGUCCGCCGGGAACACCCGGCGUUGUGAUUGUGGAGGAGGUAUCAGCCAGCAGCGCCACGCUAUCCUGGGGCAGAGCACAGGAUAACCACAGCCCCAUCACCCACUACAGCGUGCAGGCCCGCACCCCCUUCUCACUGGGCUGGCAGACGCUGAGGACUGUGCCGGAGACCAUUACCGGAGAGCUGGAGUCAGCCAUAGCCACUGCCCUCCACCCCUGGGUCGACUACGAAUUCCGAGUGGUUGCGACCAAUGUCAUUGGGACGGGCGAUCCCAGUGUCCCCUCCCGUGUAGUCCGCACGCAGGAAGCAGUCCCUUCGGUGGCACCAGCCAACGUGAGCGGUGGAGGAGGUCGACGAGGGGAGCUGGUCAUCACCUGGGAGCCGGUUUCGGAAGAGUUUCAGCACGGACGAGGCUUCGGAUACAUCGUGGCCUUCCGGCCGAACGGGACACGGGCGUGGCGGGAGGCGACGGUGGCGGCGACCUGUUCCUGCCGCUACGUACACCGGGAUGACAGCCUGCAGCCCCUCACCUUGUUCCAGGUCAAGGUUGGAGUUUACAACAACAAGGGCGAUGGCCCCUUCAGUCCUAGCACCCUCAUCUACUCUGCAGAGGCCGAACCGGAGAUGGCGCCCUCCAAUGUCACUGCUAUCAGCCUCUCAGCCUCGGAGGUGCUGGUGUCCUGGGAGAGCCUGCCUGGGGGGUCACGCCCCUCACUGGGGUAUCAGGUGAGUGUGUGGAUGGAGUCGGCGUCAGAGCACUGGGUACGGACCCUGACCACCGGUGGGAACAUGUCCUCGCUGCUGGUGGGUGGGCUGCAGGGACACAGCAGAUACCGGGUCACCGUGAGGGCAUUCAAUUCUGCCGGCCCUGGCCCCUCCAGCAACCCCAGCCUCGUCACCACCAAGAAAUCACCCCCCAGCCAGGCUCCUCACAACCUGCAAUGGCAUCAGGAAGGCUCCUCCAUCUCGCUGGGGUGGGAGCCUGUGCAGAACCACGCCAACGAAUCCAAAGUGGCUGGAUACAAGGUGCUGUACCAGAGGGAGGGACAGGCCCCGAGCAAGGUGAUGGAGACAAGGGAGACGGAGGCAGUGGUCCCACUCGGGCCUGACGGAGUCUACCUCAUUCGGGUGCAGAGUGUCAGCGAGGGGGGGGAUGGAGCCAGCAGCCCCCAGAUCCGGGUCAUCUUGUCCAAAGGUGAUGCCACCCUGUCUUGUGCCCCCCCUCCGGCCUCACCCACCUCAGUGACCCUCAUCCUCGCCCUGGUCCUUCCCUCAGCUUCCUGGUAGUACUGGGUAGGCUGCGAAGGAGGAGACUGGUCUCAUCCGGCACUGGAAGGACCCUCCAUCUGCGCCGGAAGUGUCACUGCCGUCAAGCCGAGCGAAGGGAAGGUUCAAGCCUGGCCAGGCCCAGGGGCUCCUACUGACCCCGGGCAGGUCUGUUCGACCUGCAGUCCAACUUGAACACCCUCUAUCCCCCUUCUCUCCACCCUGUCUUCCUUCAACUCACUCCUCUCUCUCUCUCUCUCUCAUCCUCCCCCUCUGCCUCACCGGUCCUGCUCUCCCCUCCCACUCCCCCA